This is a messenger RNA of Exophiala mesophila, 1678 nucleotides long. RefSeq lists its product as uncharacterized. The record is from RefSeq and is a predicted model, not a curated record. NCBI's taxonomy places the organism in Eukaryota, Fungi, Ascomycota, Eurotiomycetes, Chaetothyriales, Herpotrichiellaceae. Bases 445 to 1200 code for a protein of 251 amino acids. The transcript is spliced from 2 exons.
GCGCGGUAAACGGAGCUCGGGGAAUCGGCGCUCUUUGCUCUCGCCUCGCUCUUGCACAUUUGGGUUCUCUGCCAAGGUUCAGCCUGCGCAGGAACAAUUCAUUUGAUUCUCCCAAUCUACUUCAUCCCUCCCUUUCGCGUUGCCGUUGCCCGUGCCAUUCCAUGUGUGCAACGACGACCUGUGUUUCCUACGGACGGUCGUUGUGUGUCAGCGGCAUUCGCGUCUGGCGUCUGGCGUUUUGAUUGUCUAUCCUUGCCCGUGGUUUCAUAGCCGCACCCAGGUCCUCCUGUCUUGAAUGGGGGUCCUUGGGACGGCCAUCUUGACAGAUUAUUUGACCGGUGUCUACUUGACUGUUUGCACCCCGUCUAUCAACCGACGCCAUUCCAUUUCUUUCCAUCGCCUCUGACACAACCUAGUCAGGGUCCGGAAAUCCUCUCUGCAAUCAUGGCCUCCGACACAAAGCGCCAGAACUCUGGUGCGCGAGUGGCGGUUGCGCUUCCGAAGGCCGAUGCGGCUGCUACAGGAAGCCAGACUGUCUCUCUCGACAUUGCGCUCCAACAAGCUGUUGGAAGCCGCGUCCGCUUGAAUCUCGUGGCUACCGGCCAACCUGCAGUCACUGGUGUGGUCUUCACUGCCGACCCUUUGACCAAUCUACUGGUCCUGAAUACCGUCUCAACCUCAUCUACCGUUAUCACCGCAUCAUCUCUCGCUGCUCCCUCCGGCACCUACAGAAUCAUCCCCAUCUCGCAGAUUUCCAGCUUCCAGGUCCUGUCACUACCUCCACCGAACCCAGAACCGACGAAUCCAGCUUUAAAUGCCAUCGACACAAAUGCCACACAAGCCCGUUUAGCUAAGAGCAUCGCGGCUAAGCAGGCUGCUCAGGCUCGAUUGGGCCCCAAGGGAACCACACCAACAGACCAAGCACUCUUCGAAGCCUUGUCAAGAACAAUGCCAGCGACGUGGUCAGGCAGUGGCAUGCUCAUCUCCGACACUUAUUUGAUCGAGAAACCAUAUGAUGCAGCCAACGUCAGAUUCGUAGAGGGUCGCCACGGCGAUCUAGAGCGCAUGAAGAAGGUGGUUGAGAUGGAACGUCAGAAAGUCAGACUAAAGUUGUCUAAGAACCUCUUGGAUGGCAAGAUGGGCUCUGAUAAAUCCCCUGCCAAGAGUCCUUCGCCCUCACAGAUGAAAAAGGGAGGCUAAGGGUGCCGUGAACAGAACAAAACAAAAGUCUUGACGCUAGUAUUUUGCCACGUCCUUGGACUUCACGACCCUGAUGUUGAGUAAGUGAUGAAGUGUGCAUGCAGAGUCUGACCAUGAACUCUGUGUGCACUCUACAAACCUAUGUAGUCAAUGACAAGGUCAAGCUCAACGAAACGUCCGUGGCGUGGCAGGCCAAGUGCCUUAAGCAGGCUCAUAUUGGAGACUGUGGUAUUGUGUAAUAUCACGAACAGUACUACUGGUGUUGUUCAUUUCCGUCUGUACGAACCAUUGGGGAGAAGGAGCAAGUCUUGAUGAUCGUGACCGAUGACCGAUGUUCCUGGCGUCUUCCCAGGACAUAUCCUCUGCUUAGUACGAGGAUGGCUACUCACAGGUGAAAUUCAGACAGUGAGCACGGGACUUACUACCCUACCAGGGAUUAAGUAGUACUGUAGAGAAAAGUACGAGGCUUCAAAUGUAU